AUGCCGCACCAAGCGCGCUCACCCCGAGGGCAGACCCCACGGCAAGAGUCGCAAGGCCUGCAGCCUGUGCGCACACCCAACCCCGUGCGCGGUCACCGCCCGCCCUCCGCAGGCAGCGGCUCUAGAACCUUCGCCAGGCUGCUGCUGCCGCCGCCGCCGCCCACCGGGAGUCCCGCCCGCCUCGUUCAGCCCCGCCCCAUCAAGCCUUGCCCCGCCCACCCGCCGAGCCUCCUAGCAACGCUAAACUCUCCCGAGCGAAUCAGUACUUCGAGAAGAGCAACGCCUCUUCCUACCACCCCGACAAGUGUAAUGAGUUUUGUCGCGCUGGAGACGUCACGGCGGUCUAGCAUUUCCGACGUGGUGGCGUCAUCACGGGGCCGCGAUAGGAGGUGGGGGCUGCUCUGGGCACGUGACCGGGCCCCGUGGCUCGCCAAGGGGUUAAGGCCGCCAACAAAAGGCUGCUUUUGCCUUACUGUGGGCGCAACUUGGGUCCCGCCUUUCCGUGUGGAACUCUUGAAACACCUUUUCCUGGUGCCUUCGACCCUUUCAGACCAUUCCAGCGGUCUGAUUCUCAACUGGGUUUGGAUUCGUGAGCCUGUUGACCGUCAAAGGAAUAUGAAAUUACUUUUCUUGGGGCAGUGUUCCGUCCUGGUUCUAGCCUACCGAAGGGCCCCAGCCAAUAAACAUAAGAUGCAUGGAAGGAAACGUUAUUUUUCCUAGCUUACACACCCAAGACCAAGCAAUCAUUAUUUUGUCUGAAUUUUUAGCUUCCUAACUGGUUUCUCUGUUUCCCCACUGUGCCUUUAUAGUUAGUUUUCCACAGAUCAGCCAGAGAAAUCUUUUCAAAUCAUUAUAUCCCUUUGGUUAAAAACCUCUAACAGCUUCCUAUUAGGCUUAAAGUGCAAACUCCUUCCUGUGAACUUUAAAGUUUUACAUGAUCUUAUCUCAC
This is a messenger RNA of Lemur catta (Ring-tailed lemur), 949 nucleotides long. RefSeq lists its product as uncharacterized. The coding region runs from base 1 to 720 and encodes 239 amino acids. The record is from RefSeq and is a predicted model, not a curated record. The transcript has 3 exons. Lineage: Eukaryota; Metazoa; Chordata; Mammalia; Primates; Lemuridae.